AUGCUCACACUCAGAGAGCAGCCGUCCUCCUGUGGACUCACCACCUGCAGAGGUCACCACUUCAUCGUGCCGAGCUCACAGCUCCUGAGUCACCACUUCAUCCUGCUGCGCUCACAGCUCCUGAGUCACCACUUCAUCCUGCUGCGCUCACAGCUCCUGAGUCACCACUUCAUCCUGCCGAGCUCACAGCUCCUGAGUCACCACUUCAUCCUGCUGCGCUCACAGCUCCUGAGUCACCACUUCAUCGUGCCGAGCUCACAGCUCCUGAGUCACCACUUCAUCCUGCUGCGCUCACAGCUCCUGAGUCACCACUUCAUCCUGCUGCGCUCACAGUUCCUGAGUCACCACUUUAUCCUGCUGAGCUCACAGCUCCUGAGUCACCACUUCAUCCUGCUGCGCUCACAGCUCCUGAGUCACCACUUCAUCCUGCUGCGCUCACAGCUCCUGAGUCACCACUUCAUCGUGCCGAGCUCACAGCUCCUGAGUCACCACUUCAUCCUGCUGCGCUCACAGCUCCUGAGUCACCACUUCAUCCUGCUGCGCUCACAGCUCCUGAGUCACCACUUCAUCGUGCCGAGCUCACAGCUCCUGAGUCACCACUUCAUCCUGCUGAGCUCACAGCUCCUGAGUCACCACUUCAUCGUGCCGAGCUCACAGCUCCUGAGUCACCACUUCAUCCUGCUGCGCUCACAGCUCCUGAGUCACCACUUCAUCCUGCUGCGCUCACAGCUCCUGAGUCACCACUUUAUCCUGCUGAGCUCACAGCUCCUGAGUCACCACUUCAUCCUGCUGCGCUCACAGCUCCUGAGUCACCACUUUAUCCUGCUGAGCUCACAGCUCCUGAGUCACCACUUCAUCGUGCCGAGCUCACAGCUCCUGAGUCACCACUUCAUCCUGCUGCGCUCACAGCUCCUGAGUCACCACUUCAUCCUGCUGCGCUCACAGCUCCUGAGUCACCACUUUAUCCUGCUGCGCUCACAGCUCCUGAGUCACCACUUCAUCCUGCUGCGCUCACAGCACACGGAGAGCGAUACAAACACAUCCCAGAUGAUGAAGAGUCUAGCAGCAGUCACAGACCUCGGUCCUCACAGACCCCGGUCCUCACAGACCCCGGUCCUCACAGACCUCGGUCCUCACAGACCUCUGUCCUCACAGACCUCUGUCCUCACAGACCUCGGUCCUCACAGACCCCGGUCCUCACAGACCUCGGUCCUCACAGACCUCGGUCCUCACAGUCCUCGGUCCUCACAGACCUCGGUCCUCACAGACCCCGGUCCUCACAGACCUCGGUCCUCACAGACCCCGGUCCUCACAGACCUCGGUCCUCACAGACCUCUGUCCUCACAGACCCCGGUCCUCACAGACCUCGGUCCUCACAGACCUCGGUCCUCACAGACCCCGGUCCUCACAGACCCCGGUCCUCACAGACCCCGGUCCUCACAGACCUCGGUCCUCACAGACCUCUGUCCUCACAGACCUCUGUCCUCACAGACCUCGGUCCUCACAGACCCCGGUCCUCACAGACCUCGGUCCUCACAGACCCCGGUCCUCACAGACCUCGGUCCUCACAGACCUCUGUCCUCACAGACCUCUGUCCUCACAGACCUCGGUCCUCACAGACCCCGGUCCUCACAGACCCCGGUCCUCACAGACCCCGGUCCUCACAGACCUCUGUCCUCACAGACCUCGGUCCUCACAGACCCCGGUCCUCACAGACCUCUGUCCUCACAGACCUCUGUCCUCACAGACCUCUGUCCUCACAGACCUCGGUCCUCACAGACCCCGGUCCUCACAGACCUCGGUCCUCACAGACCUCGGUCCUCACAGACCUCGGUCCUCACAGUCCUCGGUCCUCACAGACCUCUGUCCUCACAGACCUCUGUCCUCACAGACCUCUGUCCUCACAGACCCCGGUCCUCACAGACCUCGGUCCUCACAGACCUCUGUCCUCACAGACCCCGGUCCUCACAGACCUCGGUCCUCACAGACCCCGGUCCUCACAGACCUCGGUCCUCACAGACCUCGGUCCUCACAGACCUCGGUCCUCACAGACCUCUGUCCUCACAGACCUCUGUCCUCACAGACCUCGGUCCUCACAGACCCCGGUCCUCACAGACCUCGGUCCUCACAGACCCCGGUCCUCACAGACCUCGGUCCUCACAGACCUCGGUCCUCACAGUCCCCGGUCCUCACAGACCUCUGUCCUCACAGUCCCCGGUCCUCACAGACCCCGGUCCUCACAGUCCCCGGUCCUCACAGACCUCGGUCCUCACAGACCUCUGUCCUCACAGACCCCGGUCCUCACAGACCCCGGUCCUCACAGACCCCGGUCCUCACAGACCUCGGUCCUCACAGACCUCGGUCCUCACAGACCUCGGUCCUCACAGACCUCGGUCCUCACAGACCCCGGUCCUCACAGACCUCGGUCCUCACAGACCUCGGUCCUCACAGACCUCGGUCCUCACAGUCCCCGGUCCUCACAGACCUCGGUCCUCACAGACCUCGGUCCUCACAGACCCCGGUCCUCACAGACCUCGGUCCUCACAGACCCCGGUCCUCACAGACCUCUGUCCUCACAGACCCCGGUCCUCACAGACCUCGGUCCUCACAGACCUCGGUCCUCACAGACCCCGGUCCUCACAGACCUCGGUCCUCACAGACCCCGGUCCUCACAGACCUCGGUCCUCACAGACCUCGGUCCUCACAGACCCCGGUCCUCACAGACCCCGGUCCUCACAGACCCCGGUCCUCACAGUCCCCGGUCCUCACAGACCUCGGUCCUCACAGACCUGCCUCACAGACCCCGGUCCUCACACGACCCCGGUCCUCACAGACCCCGGUCCUCACAGUCCCCGGUCCUCACAGACCCCGGUCCUCACAGACCCCGGUCCUCACAGUCCCCGGUCCUCACAGACCCCGGUCCUCACAGACCCCGGUCCUCACAGACCCCGGUCCUCACAGACCUCGGUCCUCACAGUCCCCGGUCCUCACAGUCCCCGGUCCUCACAGACCUCGGUCCUCACAGACCCCGGUCCUCACAGACCCCGGUCCUCACAGACCCCGGUCCUCACAGACCUCGGUCCUCACAGACCCCGGUCCUCACAGACCCCGGUCCUCACAGACCCCGGUCCUCACAGACCUCUGUCCUCACAGACCCCGGUCCUCACAGUCCCUGGUCCUCACAGACCUCUGUCCUCACAGACCUCGGUCCUCACAGACCUCGGUCCUCACAGACCUCGGUCCUCACAGACCUCGGUCCUCACAGACCCCGGUCCUCACAGACCUCUGUCCUCACAGACCUCGGUCCUCACAGACCUCGGUCCUCACAGACCUCGGUCCUCACAGACCUCGGUCCUCACAGACCUCUGUCCUCACAGACCUCGGUCCUCACAGACCCCGGUCCUCACAGACCUCUGUCCUCACAGACCCCGGUCCUCACAGACCUCGGUCCUCACAGACCUCUGUCCUCACAGUCCCCGGUCCUCACAGACCUCUGUCCUCACAGUCCCCGGUCCUCACAGACCUCUGUCCUCACAGUCCCCGGUCCUCACAGACCCCGGUCCUCACAGUCCCCGGUCCUCACAGACCUCGGUCCUCACAGACCUCGGUCCUCACAGACCUCGGUCCUCACAGACCCCGGUCCUCACAGACCCCGGUCCUCACAGACCCCGGUCCUCACAGACCUCGGUCCUCACAGACCCCGGUCCUCACAGACCUCGGUCCUCACAGACCCCGGUCCUCACAGACCUCGGUCCUCACAGACCCUGGUCCUCACAGACCUCGGUCCUCACAGACCUCGGUCCUCACAGACCCCGGUCCUCACAGACCCCGGUCCUCACAGACCCCGGUCCUCACAGACCUCGGUCCUCACAGACCUCUGUCCUCACAGACCCCGGUCCUCACAGACCUCGGUCCUCACAGACCUCGGUCCUCACAGACCUCUGUCCUCACAGACCCCGGUCCUCACAGACCUCGGUCCUCACAGACCUCGGUCCUCACAGACCUCUGUCCUCACAGACCUCUGUCCUCACAGACCCCGGUCCUCACAGACCUCGGUCCUCACAGACCUCGGUCCUCACAGACCUCGGUCCUCACAGACCUCGGUCCUCACAGACCCCGGUCCUCACAGACCUCUGUCCUCACAGACCCCGGUCCUCACAGACCCCGGUCCUCACAGACCCCGGUCCUCACAGACCCCGGUCCUCACAGACCUCGGUCCUCACAGACCCCGGUCCUCACAGACCUCGGUCCUCACAGACCCCGGUCCUCACAGACCUCGGUCCUCACAGACCUCUGUCCUCACAGACCCCGGUCCUCACAGACCUCGGUCCUCACAGACCUCGGUCCUCACAGACCUCUGUCCUCACAGACCCCGGUCCUCACAGACCUCGGUCCUCACAGACCUCGGUCCUCACAGACCUCGGUCCUCACAGACCUCUGUCCUCACAGACCUCUGUCCUCACAGACCCCGGUCCUCACAGACCUCGGUCCUCACAGACCUCGGUCCUCACAGACCUCGGUCCUCACAGACCUCGGUCCUCACAGACCUCGGUCCUCACAGACCCCGGUCCUCACAGACCUCUGUCCUCACAGACCCCGGUCCUCACAGACCCCGGUCCUCACAGACCCCGGUCCUCACAGACCCCGGUCCUCACAGACCCCGGUCCUCACAGACCUCGGUCCUCACAGACCUCGGUCCUCACAGACCUCGGUCCUCACAGACCUCGGUCCUCACAGACCUCGGUCCUCACAGACCUCUGUCCUCACAGUCCCCGGUCCUCACAGACCCCGGUCCUCACAGACCCCGGUCCUCACAGACCUCGGUCCUCACAGACCCCGGUCCUCACAGACCCCGGUCCUCACAGACCUCUGUCCUCACAGACCUCGGUCCUCACAGACCUCGGUCCUCACAGACCCCGGUCCUCACAGACCUCGGUCCUCACAGACCUCGGUCCUCACAGACCUCGGUCCUCACAGACCUCGGUCCUCACAGACCCCGGUCCUCACAGACCUCGGUCCUCACAGACCCCGGUCCUCACAGACCUCUGUCCUCACAGACCUCGGUCCUCACAGACCUCGGUCCUCACAGACCUCGGUCCUCACAGACCUCGGUCCUCACAGACCCCGGUCCUCACAGACCUCGGUCCUCACAGACCUCGGUCCUCACAGACCUCUGUCCUCACAGACCUCGGUCCUCACAGACCUCGGUCCUCACAGACCCCGGUCCUCACAGACCCCGGUCCUCACAGACCUCGGUCCUCACAGACCUCUGUCCUCACAGACCCCGGUCCUCACAGACCCCGGUCCUCACAGACCCCGGUCCUCACAGACCUCUGUCCUCACAGACCCCGGUCCUCACAGACCCCGGUCCUCACAGACCUCGGUCCUCACAGACCCCGGUCCUCACAGACCUCUGUCCUCACAGACCCCGGUCCUCACAGACCCCGGUCCUCACAGACCUCGGUCCUCACAGACCUCGGUCCUCACAGACCUCGGUCCUCACAGACCCCGGUCCUCACAGACCCCGGUCCUCACAGUCCCCGGUCCUCACAGACCCCGGUCCUCACAGACCUCGGUCCUCACAGACCUCGGUCCUCACAGACCUCUGUCCUCACAGACCCCGGUCCUCACAGACCUCGGUCCUCACAGACCCCGGUCCUCACAGACCCCGGUCCUCACAGACCUCGGUCCUCACAGACCUCGGUCCUCACAGACCCCGGUCCUCACAGACCCCGGUCCUCACAGACCCCGGUCCUCACAGACCUCGGUCCUCACAGACCUCGGUCCUCACAGACCCCGGUCCUCACAGACCCCGGUCCUCACAGACCCCGGUCCUCACAGACCCCGGUCCUCACAGACCCCGGUCCUCACAGACCUCGGUCCUCACAGACCUCUGUCCUCACAGACCCCGGUCCUCACAGACCUCGGUCCUCACAGACCCCGGUCCUCACAGACCCCGGUCCUCACAGACCUCGGUCCUCACAGACCCUGGUCCUCACAGACCCUGGUCCUCACAGACCCCGGUCCUCACAGACCUCGGUCCUCACAGACCCCGGUCCUCACAGACCUCGGUCCUCACAGUCCCUGGUCCUCACAGACCCUGGGUUCGGGCUCGUGCCGGUCUCUAGAACUGCGAUGGGGAAACUGCUGUGGCUUGUCCUUUUGGUCGUGCUCGUCGCUGGAGUCGUGGAAGGGCAUCGGCAUCGCCGUCGACCCAGAUCGGUGCGUCCCUGUGGACCCCCAAAGGAAAUCUGCUGGACGCGGUGGUUCGACAUUGAUAACCCGUCCGGAAAUGGAGACUUCGAAUGGAUCCGGAAUAUCAAGAGGAAACAUCCGAAAGAGAUGUGCCGACAUCCUGUGGACAUCCAGGCCCGGACCCUGAGGGGCCUUACCGCCAAGAGUGCCCGAAACAGAGUCUAUACGAACACACGGACUGGCUUCUCCUGCAUAAACCGGGAACAGCGCUGGGGGAGGAAGUGCCACGACUACCGCGUCCGCUUCGCCUGCUACAAGCCGUACUGCGCCCAGAAAGUCUGCUGGACCAGGUGGCUGAACGGCGACCGCCCCCAGAGACGAGGAGACUAUGAGACGUUGAGGAGGCUGCGACGGCGUUACCCCGGAGUGAUCUGCAGGAAGCCCCUCAAGAUCCAAGCAGAGACCGUGCACGGCCGCAUCCCGGCGGAGCUCAGCGGACAGACCUUUCAACUUUUCAACCCGACUCAGGGCCUGGUCUGCAGGAACAGCAGGAGUCAGCGCUGCAAGGACUACCGUGUGCGCUUCGGCUGCAACUGCAAUGAAGAAGAGGAGACCCCGACUGAUGCAAGUGAAGAAGAAGAGACCCCGACUGAUGCAAGUGAAGAAGAGGAGACCCCGACUGAUGCAAGUGAAGAAGAGGAGACCCCGACUGAUGCAAGUGAAGAAGAAGAGACCCCGACUGAUGCAAGUGAAGAAGAAGAGACCUUGACUGAUGCUAGUGAAGAAGAAGAGACCCCGACUGAUGCAAGUGAAGAAGAAGAGACCCCGACUGAUGCAAGUGAAGAAGAGACCCCGACUGAUGCAAGUGAAGAAGAGGAGACCCCGACUGAUGCAAGUGAAGAAGAGGAGACCCCGACUGAUGCAAGUGAAGAAGAAGAGACCCCGACUGAUGCAAGUGAAGAAGAGACCCCGACUGAUGCAAGUGAAGAAGAGGAGACCCCGACUGAUGCAGCGGCCGCAGGGCCUGGGCGUAAGUCAGAACACCAGAGUCUGCUGGGUCUUAAAGAGUCAGAACACCAGAGUCUGCUGGGUCCUAAAGAGUCAGAACACCAGAGUCUGCUGGGUCCUAAAGAGUCAGAACACCAGAGUCUGCUGGGUCCUAAAGAGUCAGAACACCAGAGUCUGCUGGGUCUUAAAGAGUCAGAACACCAGAGUCUGCUGGGUCCUAAAGAGUCAGAACACCAGAGUCUGCUGGGUCUUAAAGAGUCAGAACACCAGAGUCUGCUGGGUCCUAAAGAGUCAGAACACCAGAGUCUGCUGGGUCCUAAAGAGUCAGAACACCAGAGUCUGCUGGGUCUUAAAGAGUCAGAACACCAGAAGUCAGAACACCAGAGUCUGCUGGGUCUUAAAGAGUCAGAACACCAGAGUCUGCUGGGUCCUAAAGAGUCAGAACACCAGAGUCUGCUGGGUCCUAAAGAGUCAGAACACCAGAGUCUGCUGGGUCUUAAAGAGUCAGAACACCAGAGUCUGCUGGGUCCUAAAGAGUCAGAACACCAGAGUCUGCUGGGUCCUAAAGAGUCAGAACACCAGAGUCUGCUGGGUCUUAAAGAGUCAGAACACCAGAGUCUGCUGGGUCCUAAAGAGUCAGAACACCAGAGUCUGCUGGGUCUUAAAGAGUCAGAACACCAGAGUCUGCUGGGUCCUAAAGAGUCAGAACACCAGAGUCUGCUGGGUCCUAAAGAGUCAGAACACCAGAGUCUGCUGGGUCCUAAAGAGUCAGAACACCAGAGUCUGCUGGGUCCUAAAGAGUCAGAACACCAGAGUCUGCUGGGUCCUAAAGAGUCAGAACACCAGAGUCUGCUGGGUCCUAAAGAGUCAGAACACCAGAGUCUGCUGGGUCCUAAAGAGUGUAAAAGAUAUCGGCGGCAGUGGAACUCUUAA
Molecule: messenger RNA, 8136 nt
Organism: Knipowitschia caucasica
Lineage: Eukaryota; Metazoa; Chordata; Actinopteri; Gobiiformes; Gobiidae
Source: the annotation of a GenBank genome assembly